This is a messenger RNA of Antechinus flavipes (yellow-footed antechinus), 4478 nucleotides long. RefSeq names its product transcription elongation regulator 1 (gene TCERG1). Gene Ontology annotation, cellular component: nucleus. NCBI's taxonomy places the organism in Eukaryota, Metazoa, Chordata, Mammalia, Dasyuromorphia, Dasyuridae. The coding region runs from base 44 to 3610 and encodes 1188 amino acids. The transcript is spliced from 23 exons. Gene Ontology annotation, molecular function: RNA polymerase binding; transcription coregulator activity. The record is from RefSeq and is a predicted model, not a curated record.
GGGACUCUCCUAGUCGGCGGGUGGGUGAGCGGGGUCCUGUGUAAUGGCGGAACGCGGCGGGGACGGGGGGGACGGUGAGCGAUACAACACAGGGGAGCUCAGAAUGGCUCAACAGCAAGCGUUGAGGUUUCGUGGUCCAGCUCCCCCACCAAAUGCCGUCAUGCGAGGCCCACCACCUCUGAUGCGUCCACCUCCACCUUUUGGGAUGAUGAGAGGCCCCCCUCCACCACCUCGGCCCCCCUUUGGUCGUCCUCCUUUUGAUCCUAAUAUGCCACCAAUGCCUCCUCCAGGAGGAAUUCCUCCACCUAUGGGCCCUCCACAUCUACAGAGACCACCUUUUAUGCCUCCUCCCAUGGGAACUAUGCCUCCACCUCCUGGCAUGAUGUUUCCACCUGGAAUGCCUCCAGUUACUGCCCCUGGUACACCAACAUUACCUCCCACUGAGGAAAUAUGGGUAGAAAACAAAACUCCAGAUGGAAAGGUUUAUUAUUAUAAUGCUCGGACACGUGAGUCUGCAUGGACCAAACCAGAUGGAGUUAAAGUUAUUCAGCAAUCAGAACUAACUCCUAUGCUGGCUGCUCAGGCUCAAGCCCAGGCCCAGGCUCAGGCUCAGGCCCAGGCCCAGGCCCAGGCCCAGGCCCAGGCUCAGGCUCAGGCUCAGGCUCAGGCCCAAGCCCAAGCCCAAGCCCAAGCUCAGGCUCAGGCUCAGGCACAGGCACAGGCACAGGCUCAAGCCCAAGCCCAAGCUCAGGCUCAGGCACAGGCCCAAGCUCAGGCACAGGCACAAGCACAGGCCCAGGCCCAGGCCCAGGCCCAGGCCCAGGCCCAGGCUCAGGCACAGGCACAGGCACAGGCUCAGGCUCAGGCCCAGGCUCAGGCCCAGGCUCAGGCCCAGGCUCAGGCUCAGGCACAGGCUCAGGCACAGGCCCAGGCCCAGGCUCAAGCCCAGGCUCAAGCCCAAGCUCAGGCACAGGCUCAAGCUCAAGUACAAGCUCAAGUACAAGCUCAAGCUGUAAAUGCAUCCACUCCUACAACUAGUAGCCCAGCAUCAGUAGUUUCUACUUCAACGCCAUCAUCUACACAGUCUUCUACCACUUCUACAACAACAACAGCAACUUCAGUUUCACAGACGGUAUCAAGAGCUGAGCUGUUAUCUCUACAGGGUGUGUCUGACUCCCAAAAUAUACUUGCACCCACCACACAAGAUCAGACACCAAGUUCUGCUGUUUCAGUUGCCACACCUUCAGUUAGUGUUUCAACCCCAGCUCCUACGGCUACACCUGUACAGACUGUUCCCCAGCCACACCCCCAGACGUUGCCUCCUGCAGUUCCUCAUUCAGUACCUCAGCCAACAGCGGCAAUACCUGCUUUUCCACCAGUAAUGGUACCUCCAUUUCGUGUUCCCCUUCCCGGCAUGCCUAUUCCACUACCAGGUGUAGCAAUGAUGCAAAUAGUCAGCUGCCCGUAUGUAAAGACAGUCGCUACCACCAAGACCGGUGUAUUGCCAGGAAUGGCCCCUCCUAUUGUACCCAUGAUACAUCCCCAGGUUGCUAUUGCUGCUUCACCUGCGACCUUAGCUGGAGCAACAGCGGUUUCUGAAUGGACAGAAUACAAAACAGCAGAUGGGAAGACAUAUUAUUAUAAUAAUAGAACAUUAGAAUCAACAUGGGAAAAACCCCAAGAACUAAAGGAAAAAGAAUAUCUUUUUAUAGAAAAAUUAGAAGAAAAAAUUAAAGAGCCAAUCAAAGAGCCUCCUGAGGAACCUCUACCAAUGGAGACAGAGGAGGAGGAACCCAAAGAAGAACCCAUAAAAGAGAUCAAGGAGGAGCCCAAAGAAGAAGAGAUGACAGAAGAAGAAAAGGCUGCCCAGAAAGCAAAGCCAGUAGCAACUACACCCAUUCCUGGUACUCCUUGGUGUGUUGUUUGGACUGGCGAUGAGCGAGUUUUUUUUUAUAACCCUACAACUCGUCUCUCUAUGUGGGACAGACCCGAUGAUCUAAUUGGAAGGGCUGAUGUUGACAAAAUUAUUCAGGAACCUCCUCACAAGAAAGGAAUGGAAGAAGGAAAAAAACUAAGGCACCAGACUCCGACCAUGCUGUCUAUCCAAAAGUGGCAGUUCUCUAUGAGUGCAAUUAAAGAAGAGCAGGAAUCAAUAGAAGAAGUAAAUGAAGAUGAACCAAUUAAAGCUAAAAAGCGGAAGAAAGAUGAUAACAAAGACAUUGAUUCGGAGAAAGAGGCUGCCAUGGAAGCUGAAAUUAAAGCUGCCCGAGAAAGGGCCAUUGUCCCUCUGGAGGCCCGAAUGAAGCAGUUCAAGGACAUGCUUCUAGAGAGAGGGGUUUCUGCUUUUUCAACAUGGGAGAAAGAGCUGCACAAGAUAGUUUUUGAUCCACGUUACUUACUUCUUAAUCCUAAAGAGAGGAAACAGGUUUUUGACCAGUAUGUGAAGACUCGAGCAGAAGAAGAACGAAAGGAAAAGAAAAACAAAAUUAUGCAAGCAAAGGAAGAUUUCAAGAAAAUGAUGGAAGAAGCAAAGUUUAAUCCAAGAGCUACUUUUAGUGAAUUUGCAGCCAAGCAUGCUAAAGACUCCAGAUUCAAAGCAAUUGAAAAGAUGAAAGAUCGAGAGGCCUUAUUUAAUGAAUUUGUAGCAGCUGCAAGAAAGAAAGAAAAAGAAGACUCGAAGACGAGAGGUGAGAAGAUCAAAUCAGACUUCUUCGAACUAUUAUCUAAUCACCACUUGGAUAGUCAAUCUCGAUGGAGCAAAGUAAAGGACAAAGUAGAAAGUGACCCACGUUACAAAGCAGUAGAUAGUUCAUCAAUGAGAGAAGAUCUUUUUAAACAGUAUAUUGAAAAAAUAGCCAAGAAUUUAGACUCAGAAAAAGAAAAGGAACUGGAGAGGCAAGCCCGAAUAGAGGCAAGUUUACGGGAACGAGAGCGAGAGGUUCAAAAAGCUCGUUCUGAACAAACAAAAGAAAUAGAUAGAGAAAGAGAGCAACAUAAACGUGAAGAAGCAAUUCAAAAUUUCAAAGCUCUUCUUUCUGAUAUGGUUCGUUCUUCAGAUGUGUCAUGGUCUGAUACUCGGAGAACUCUUCGAAAAGAUCAUCGAUGGGAAUCUGGCUCUUUGUUAGAAAGAGAAGAGAAAGAGAAGCUUUUCAACGAACACAUUGAAGCGCUUACCAAAAAGAAGAGGGAACAUUUUAGACAACUUCUGGAUGAAACUUCAGCGAUUACACUCACAUCCACUUGGAAAGAAGUUAAAAAAAUCAUCAAGGAAGAUCCACGGUGCAUUAAAUUCUCCUCCAGUGACAGAAAAAAACAAAGGGAAUUUGAAGAGUACAUCAGAGACAAAUAUAUUACUGCCAAAGCUGACUUCAGGACACUUUUGAAAGAGACCAAAUUUAUAACAUACAGAUCCAAAAAAUUAAUCCAGGAGUCUGAUCAGCACUUGAAAGAUGUAGAAAAGAUUUUGCAGAAUGAUAAGCGAUAUUUGGUUCUUGACUGUGUGCCAGAGGAGAGGCGCAAACUCAUUGUGGCAUAUGUUGAUGACCUGGAUCGACGAGGUCCACCUCCACCUCCAACAGCCUCAGAACCUACAAGACGAUCAACAAAAUAAUUCUGACAUAACUCUUCACACCAAGGGUAUCUAUUAAUUCAAAAUGCUUGCAUGAGCCACCUGUCAGAUUUUUACAUAAAAAUAUAUAAGAGUCAACCUAUUACAAAACCAUCUGAAGAGCGGAGGAAGGAGCAGCAUUUGUGAACAUGGUUUUUGAACAAAGAACUCUGGAAAUAUUUAUGCUUUUCUUUGUGUGGCAUGACUGACGUACAUACUCAAACAUCUAGACUGUCUCUAGUAAAUAUAAAAGCUUGAAACUAAAGAUUAUCCUUAUAUGAGGUGUGGAAGUCAGUGAUUUUUGAUGACAUUCUUCCUAGCAGUGUUAUAUAUAUGCAAGACCCAAGGAAUGGUUUAUGGUCUGAACUUGUAAAAUACAAGUGCCACAAACUUGGAACAAACCUAAGUUGAUUUGUAAAGCAGGUAAAAGAAAAACAUUGUUAAUUAAAUUUUCAGCUGCCAGAAGCAGAGGCCAAGAAUAUUGUAAUGCUCCUGCUUUUGCCUCCAGUCACUAGAGACCAGUUUAGUUUGAAUUUGUUCACAGAUGUGCUUUGAUUAUCCCUCUGAAUUAUAGGCAAGAAUCUGGUUGCUUUGUCUAAGUGAAGAUUUUUCUGGUAAUUUCUUCUUGGAUAUGGAAACACAGUCAAUAACAAUACUUACCAGAACAGGACGGUUGUAUAAACAAAUUUUUAUUCACUAUAGAAGUGAACUUUAUCAAUUUCUGGAUUAGAGAGUAAAUUACCCUUCUGGGUAAUCCUUGUAAACUAUACUCCUGUUUGAAUGUUAAACUUGUGUUUCUAAAGUUUAAUUUUGAAAUGUUUGAAUUGUUCAGUUUAUGUAUUUGAACUACAAUAAACCAACCCUUUUUAUA